ACCAAGGAAAGAUCCGGCAAAGCCUUGUUGCAAACCUUCGAUGAGUACAAGUUUCUUCCAUAUGCCGUGCAAGCAUGGGGCACCCACGCGCAUCUCAGCGACUUCAGUGACGGUGUCUUUGAUUUGACCAUGAGAUUACUUGAAUCUGAGACCGAGUAUGGGGGCAAUUACCACACGUGGUGUCAUAUAUUCUUUCAUCUGCAAAAGUCCAGCGGCCAGCGGUUGAAGACCUCGAAUAAUUCCUCUCUUUACUUUGCAAGCUUCUUUGGCUUACAUCGAGCCGUCUCACUUUUGCUGGAUGGCAGCGCUGACGUCGACACGGAAGAUCCCAUGAUAGCGAGUGCAAGUGGUGGGCACGAGUCAGUGAUAAAAGUCUUUCUUGACCAGGUUGAUUCGAUAGACGCAGUUGUGUUGGAAAAAUGCCUUUAUGUAGGCGCUGGGCAAGGGCAUGAGUCGGUCGUUAAGCUUCUACUAGAGAGAAGAGUGAAUUUCAAUGCUCGAUCCGGAAGAAAUGGCACCGCCCUCCAGAUUGCUACCCUGAAUGGUCGCCAUCAUGUUGUUUCACUCCUUCUUGCUAAUGGGGCAGACAUCGACGUUACCUGCCAGCGAUACGGUGUUCCCCUUGCAGCCGCUGCUGAGAAGGGACAUCUUCAAACAUUUCAAGUUCUCCUCAACCAUGGCGCAAAUGUAAACGGCCGUGGUGGCUGGUAUGCGUAUCCUCUGGUGUCCGCUAUUGUUGGAAGGAAUAUGCAGAUGGUCAAUGCUCUUAUUGAGCGAGGAGCCAAUCUGAACGCUUUGGGUGGUCGACACGGAUGUGCAUUAAUGGCAGCCUCAUCUAUGGGGAUGUUGGACCUGAUUCGCUCACUGGUUUCAAAAGGUGCCAAGGUAAAUGACGAGAAUGACAAGGGGACUGAUAGUCUGUAUGCAGCGUGCAUGGCGGGCAAUAUGGAUUCGGUGAAGCUUCUCCUAGAGCUUGGAGCAGAUGUCAAUGCCAAAGGAGGAAAGCAUCGAAAUGCACUUAACGCGGCGAGUGCGGGGGGUCAUGUCAAGAUCGUUCGAUGUCUCCUCAGUGCCGGCGCAGAUGUCGAAUUCUUCGACGAGCACUAUGGAAAUAGUCUGCAGAUGGCAGCCUUUGCGGGACACGCAGAAGUAGUGCGUCUACUGGCGGAGGUGGGAGUGGAUGUCAAUGCGACUAGCGCAGAUCGAGGAACGGCGCUCGUUUCAGCCGCUCAAAAUGGCCACACGGAGAUUGUUCGGCUACUGUUCAAAUUGGGGGUUCCAACUGGGGAUACUUACGAGAUGAGCAACGCCAUAAUGGUGGCUGCGAACAAAGGACACAUUGAUGUUGUGAAGGUCCUCGUUGAAAUGGGUGCAGUUACAGACGACUGUAGCACCAUUUCAACACAUCCCUGCUGCACACCCUUAGAGGCUGCAGCCGUGAAGGGCAAUCUAGACAUGGUUCGUCUGCUACUUGAUCUAGGUGCAGAUGUCAAUUUCACAAACGAUAAAAAGUACGGAACCCCCCUGAUUGCAGCUUGUCGUGGGCAAAAAUCAAGUAUUGUUGUUGCAGAGUUAUUGCUUGAGUCUGGGGCAGACAUCAAUGCCUCAGCGGACUCUGACGAUAUGAUUUUCUGCGCACUUGGAGCCGCCUUGAAAUGCGAGAACUAUGAUCUUUGUGUUUUCCUCCUCGAGCGAGGUGCGGACGUGAAUGCCGUCAAUGAUUGCUAUCCUACAGCCCUUCUCAUGGCAGUCGUACUCGAUCAUGAGAAAUUUAUGGAUCUUCUCUUCGAUCACGGCGCAGACAUCAAUCUUGCUAUUGAGCCUCUUGAAAAUGAGGAUGAGGAUGAUGAUGAGGAUACUCGUGGGGAUUUCAUAACAGCACUACAGUGUGCGGUAGAGCGAGGAUCCAAUGAAAGAGUUCAAUACUUACUUCAAAGAGGCGCUCAUCUUUCAGUGGACAUUGAACACGCAAUGUUCUGCUCUGCGUUACAAGCUGCAUGUUUUGUAGGAGAUAUGGACAAAAUUCGAAUUUUAAUCGACGCCGGGAGUGACGUUAAUCAAGUCGGUGGCUUGUAUGGCACGAACUUACAGGCUGCUGCAUCCCAGGGACACCAGGAAGCGGUCACAAUGUUGAUAGAAGCUGGUGGUGAUAUCCAUGCGAGUGAAAUCGGCAAAUAUGGCAGCGCAUUGAUGGCUGCCAUUGAAGAAGGCCACGAUGAGGUUACCCAGCUAUUAGUCAACCGGGGAGUUGAUGUCAAUUGCCCCAUUGGACCUUCGCCUUUCGAAUAUCCGCUAACGGCAGCCGCCACUCAUGGUCGGGACAACACUUGCCAAAUUUUGCUUGAUGCUGGCUCCAAUGUGAAUAAUGAAGGAGGUAUAUACGCCACUGCUCUACAAGCCGCGGCGGCUGAAGGCAAUGAUGACACCAUUUCUCUACUGCUUCGGCAUGGAGCAGACCCUAAUAUUGUCGGUGGCAAGUUCGGCACCGCGCUACAGGCUGCGUAUGCAAGUGGAUAUUACGUUAUCAUAUCUUGUCUUCUAAAUGCUGGCGCAUCAGUCCAUCUUGAGGGUGGACAAUAUGGGACGGCUUUGAGCGCAGCCCUUGAAAAUUCUUGCGCAACGUUAGUUUCGGCCCUUCUCCGACAUCAUGGUGCUGAUCCAAAUACUCCCGUUCGGAAGUAUGGGACACCACUUCAACAAUGUAUAAGGUGGAGAGAGGAUGAUAAUGUGUUCGACAUCCUGCUUGAUGUCGGAGCAGAUGUGAAUGCUCAAGGUGGCAUUUAUGGUAAUGCGCUUAUAUGCGCGGUUGUGCAUGCAGAGGAUGCGGUCUCGGCGUUGUUGGAUGCUGGUGCCGAUGUCAACCUGGGAGGAAAUGCAGCCUAUCCUACCGCAGCUCAUGCAGCAGCUGAGAGGGGGCGCUUAAGGAUUCUUCGGCUCUUAGUUGAAAAGGGGGCUGACUUGAAAAAUUCGAUUGGUGGAUCUGGCUCACUGAUUGAAUAUGCUUCAUCCUCAUGCGAUAAUUUCUCGGUAUUCUCCUACCUCAUCAGACGAGGGGCAGCCAUCGAGCCUACUGGCAAAGGGAAGUACCACAACGCACUGCAGGCCGCCAGCGUCACUGGAAAUAAGGCGAUUGUAAAGGCUCUUCUUCGUCGCGGGUUUGACAUCAACACGACCGGUGGAAAAUUUGGUACAGCAUUGACAGCAGCUAUUGUGUCAGACAAUCUUGAUAUUGCAAGGCUGCUUCUGAAGAAAGGCAUUGAUCCAAAUGCUACAGGUGGUAUUUAUUCUGGUGCAUUACAGGCGGCAGCUGCCAGUGGAUCCAUUGGUGGCGCGGCUUCUGUGUCUGGAAACUAUGAAUUGGUUGAGCUCCUUCUUGAAAAAGGCGCCGAGCUCAAUUCUCUUGGUGGAUAUUGUCACUCUGCACUGCAUGCAGCCGCAUUGUAUGACCGGGCAGCAUCCUGUGAGCUCCUCAUGAAGAACGGGGCACACUGGAGCUUAGUGGACCGCAAGCCUAGUCAUCUGGGUCAGUGGAGACUUGAUCAUGCUUGCAAGAUUUUACAAGACUGCCGGGAGCGACAAGAGCGCGGCUGGUCAAAGGAAGAUUCGGAUAGUGAAGAGUCAGAUGUUGAAGACGAUCAAAUUGGUGACGAUACUACAGACAGCAAUCAGGAUGAUGAUACGGAUGAUAGUGAUGACGAUACAGACGAUGAGGAGGAUAAUAGUGAUGAGGAGGAGGAAAAAGAAGAUAGCGAGGAUGACUAUGAAGAAGAUAAAGCAUGGAAGCUGAAUGUGGGGGAGAUUUCAAUGUUCGACUUCCCUUCUCGUCCCUCUGCGACUUCAUAG
Penicillium coprophilum is the source of this 3843-nucleotide messenger RNA. RefSeq names its product ankyrin repeat domain-containing protein. NCBI's taxonomy places the organism in Eukaryota, Fungi, Ascomycota, Eurotiomycetes, Eurotiales, Aspergillaceae. Gene Ontology annotation, molecular function: protein binding. The transcript is spliced from 2 exons. The annotation marks the transcript as partial. The record is from RefSeq and is a predicted model, not a curated record.